Molecule: messenger RNA, 1329 nt
Organism: Acanthamoeba castellanii str. Neff
Lineage: Eukaryota; Discosea; Longamoebia; Acanthamoebidae
Product: leucine rich repeat domain containing protein
Exons: 8
Coding region: 1-1329 (442 amino acids)
Biological process (GO): SCF-dependent proteasomal ubiquitin-dependent protein catabolic process
Cellular component (GO): SCF ubiquitin ligase complex
Molecular function (GO): protein binding
Source: RefSeq, a predicted model, not a curated record
AUGAUGGGCACAAGCGACGUUGAUCCGAAGAGGAAGAAGGUCAAGCCAAAUCUUCCCUUGGAUGCGGCAGACGAAGAUGGCCUUGCCAUCCUCCCGCCCGAGAUUUGGACCCACAUCCUGAGCUACGUCGCGCUGUAUGGACGGCACAGCUCGGCAUCGGCGCUACACCAGCAGAGGGCGGGCGGCGAGUCGCAAGAGAGCGGAGAUGGCGACGAGCAAGACAGUGCCGAACACCAAGAUGGCGACCACCACCAGCAGCAGCAGCAAGGGGAAAACAAAGCGCGGCACAUGCAGGGACACGAAGAGGAUGCGGGAGAAUCGGGCGCGAGUAGUACGAUGCGGGCGAACGGCAACGCCUUCUCGGGUCCUUUGGGCAUCGCCACCCUCGUGUGCCGCCUGUGGCGUAAGGUGACGAAGUGCCGUGUGGACGCGCGGAAGCACAAACAGCACCUACGACAGUGCCUGCCCUUCCUCGCCGCCAACUGCGCCAAUCUGCGAAUGCUCAACCUCAGCAACUGCCGGAUCGUCGACUCGAUGCUGCACCACUUGCCCAGCGGCCUCACACACCUCGACCUCUCCUCGACACAGAUUACGGACGCGUGCAUCGAGUAUCUGCCCCUGUCGCUCCGAUACCUCUACCUGAGCGACAACAGCAUCACCAACGCGGGAGUUGAUGAUAUUCCACCACACGUUGACACGCUCGCCUUGGACUACACUCUAAUCAGUGUCGACAAGGAAGCCGCAGUGCUGGAACAGUUCACCUCACUUCGCUCCCUCUCGCUGUCCGCCUCCGAGGGAGUGACGGACAAGGGAGUGAGCGUGCUUCCCAGCCAGCUCGAGAAGCUGAUCCUGUCCUCAUCGGGCACGCUGGACGACUACCACCAAUUCGGCGAUGACGCCUUCUAUCGAUUCGGCACCCGCUACCCUCGUCUCACAGGCCUACGUCUCGACGACGUCGACAUCAGCGGCGCAGGCAUGCGAGAGCUGCAGCAAUGCACCAGUCUCAAGCAGCUUCAGCUGGCCUACUGCUCCUACAUCACCGACAACGACCUCGCCUUACUUCCUCCCAACCUUUCCUCGCUCGAGUUGCACCACCUACGACACGUGGAAGGUGAUGGCCUCAAGCACCUCCCUGGUUCCAUCGAACAUCUGUGCCUCCACCGGAUGCAGCAUCUGUCGGUGGAGACAAUCGCGGGGAACCUGCCCAAGCAGCUCAAGGUGCUCGUGCUCGAAGCCGCACCCAGCGGGUGGGUGGACGCCCUGCGCAAGUUGAUUCCCGCCCACAUCGCGCUCUCCGCUUCCGCCGCCGAAUCGUCAGCGAGGUGGUAA